Staurois parvus is the source of this 567-nucleotide messenger RNA. The record is from the annotation of a GenBank genome assembly. Lineage: Eukaryota; Metazoa; Chordata; Amphibia; Anura; Ranidae.
AGUCUUGCACAGGUGUACCGGCUCCUCCCCUCCAGUCUUGCACAGGUGUACCAGCUCCUCCCCUCCAGUCUUGCACAGGUGUACCGGCUCCUCCCCUCCAGUCUUGCACAGGUGUACCGACUCCUACCGCUCAGUCUUGCACAGGUGUACCGGCUCCUCCCCUCCAGUCUUGCACAGGUGUACCGGCUCCUCCCCUUCAGUCUUGCACAGGUGUACCGGCUCCUCCCCUCCAGUCUUGCACAGGUGUACCAGCUCCUCCCCUUCAGUCUUGCACAGGUGUUCCAGCUCCUCCCCUCCAGUCUUGCACAGGUGUACCAGCUCCUCCCAUUCAGUUUUGCACAGGUGUACCAGCUCCUCCCCUUCAGUCUUGCACAGGUGUACCAGCUCCUCCCCUUCAAUCUUGCACAGGUGUACCGGCUCCUCCCCCUCAGUCUUGCACAGGUGUAUCAGUUCCUCCCCUUCAGUCUUGCACAGGUGUACCGGCUCCUCCCCCUCAGUCUUGCACAGGUGUAUCGGCUCCUCCCCUCCAGACUUGCAAAGGUGUACCGGCUCCUCCCCUUCAGUCUU